Molecule: messenger RNA, 1313 nt
Organism: Daphnia magna
Lineage: Eukaryota; Metazoa; Arthropoda; Branchiopoda; Diplostraca; Daphniidae
Exons: 6
Coding region: 150-857 (235 amino acids)
Source: RefSeq, a predicted model, not a curated record
AUUUCAAGAAAUAAUCUCGUUGUGAUUUUUCGAAACGUCAGUUUUUGACAUUUUACAAAUCACAACCUUCACCUUCAAGCUUCCCUGAUUGACUAGUAUUAGGGAGUUAUUACCGAAAGUCGGACGAUUUCUCUUCCUCUCCUUGGAAUAUGGCCUUCAGCAGUGCUCACGCGAGAAGAGUGUAUGUCAAGGGGGAAAGACUCAAAGUCGAGGAGGAUCUGUUGCACGAGUUUAAAGGUCACCGUAAUUUUUCUAAAGACGACAUUCCACAAGUGGCCAUCAUCAAUAGAACACAGAGGCCCAUAUCAAGGAAUCUGUGUGGGUUCCUGAACACAGGAGUUGGAGGUGUUGUCUACUGUGGAGUGACAGAUAAUGGAGAUGUCCAAGGAAUCCGUCUCACAAGCUAUCAAAAAGACCAUGUUUUGCUUUCAAUUCAAGACCUUUUUUCAAGAUUUGAACCUCCUGUUGAUUCCAGCAUGUACACUGUCCAUUUGGUUCCUGUGGUUACUGAUGUGAAGCAUAUUCCAGAAAUCCAAACUCAUCCUAUGGAUCUUGAACAGCAAAACACACCUCAUAUUUUGAGAACCUCCAAAUAUUGCUGGUGUGACAGGGAUGCUUCAGCACAACAUGACUUUGGCAUGAUAGCUCCAUUAUAUGUAAUUGAAAUUGAAGUCUUUCCAUGGGAUCCCGAGUGCAAAUUGUCAGUGACCCCCACAACUCCCAUCCAUCCACUCUUUUGUAACGAAGAGCGCCUCUAUUUUAUCCGACGACUCGGUGGCUUGCAUCAACCAAGUUUAGAGGAAGUCAUCCAGCUGGCGGAAGCGGAUACUGCUCGAUACCAUACUAUGAAGGAAUAACACAUCCUGCUUCAACCGUUACCACAUGCAAUAUUGUCUUUCAAGCGAACCGUCGAUUUGAAUUCGGAUGCCUUUUUUUCUGUCGAUUCCACAAUUUCGUUCCGCGUCUCACUGCAAAGAAAUCUCUACCUUUUCUCAAGUUUUAAGGAUGUGACAUAAAACACUAAGUAAAAAAUGCGCCUAUCUUUGUAAUUACUAAGUCAAUAAUUGUCUCCAUACCGAGUUGAAAAUAACUGCUAGUUUUAUCGGUUCAUCAUCAAGUUCGACUUAUUUUGUAUAACAAUCCGCCGCAUUCGAAAUAAGCAAAUUAACUUUUCAUUUUUCAUUAUACUCUUAGGUUUAAAAUCAAAAACUCUUUCUGUCUACAAAUUUUGCUGAGCUCUCGAAACUGCGUAGGUUGUUUGCUUUUCGUAAAACAAAGUUUCAUUAAACGAGUACAAAUUUUGGCAACUGAAA